Messenger RNA from Tuber aestivum (summer truffle), 1554 nucleotides. The record is from the annotation of a GenBank genome assembly. Lineage: Eukaryota; Fungi; Ascomycota; Pezizomycetes; Pezizales; Tuberaceae.
ACCCAGCCAAUUCCCACUCCCAAUGUCCCACUUCCCCCCAAUCCCGUCCAAUACCCACCUUCCGAAUCCCGCGGACUAACGAUUCUCCUUACCGCUUGGCAACGAUACAAACAAUUUACCACGGGAUCUCACCCUUUCGCUCGCUCGCUAGAAAAUUCCCCCGCAGCAAUUGGCUAUGUCUAAUAACUACUUGUACGAGUACUCGACCUGAUCCAGCUCUGCGCAGCGCCAUACAAUACAGUGGGCACUCGAGCGUUGUACAACACACGCGAACACCAAUCAGGCGGAGGAAAAAAGUAACCACCCACUUAAGCCCAGCCAUAGAUCCCAGCCGACAAUCCACCGACAGGCAGACCAACCGCCACGCCUAAAUCCCAAGCAAAAGUCUAAUUUCCACAUCUCUUCCAUUCCAUUCCUUUCUUUUUCUUUUCUUAUUCUUCUUCUCAUCUUCCGCCGGUACCGGUAUUGUUUGCUGGCCUGCUCGCUGGCUCAUUGACCCUCGUGCUCAUCGGGUAUGUACCCCGUGCGGAUGAACGCCCUACCGUAUACCCGCCCCCUCCCCUAUGGGGCCAAUUCUGCGAGGGGGGAUAUAAACCGAUACUUGCCCCUCCUCUGAGUGCUCCUCCACCCGACAGGUAGAUAGAAGGAAGGAAGGAAGCUGGGUGAAUCGUCGACCAACCGUGUCAACCUCUUUCCCUUAAGCACAAAAUGAAGCUCACGAUCCUUACCCUCUUGUCUGUCGCCGGCACCGUCGUUUCCGCCAGCGGUGGGCUCGCCCUCAGAGCCGGGAAUUGUCCUGCGACCGCAUCAAACUCUUGCGGGAACGUGGCUGGUGGAUUGAAGGAUUGUUGUCCGGAGGGUACGACAUGCACUAUCGUUGGGAGAAAGACAUAUUGCUGUUCCCCUGGUGGGUCCCUCCUCUCCCUUCCUCUACUAUCGCUUAUCUCUCUUCUGGAGAUGCAUUCUCCAGGUCAGGCGGGGUGUUGACUGUAUUCCAGGAGAUGAAAUGUGUUCCCAGGGCCAUAUAACCGCGUGCGCAUUACCAAUGUGGGGCGUGAAUGCAAGUGGAUACUGUACUCCUCCUUCCCCUUCUGGUAGCGGUAUCUCUACAAAUGUGCGAUCCUCCCCUUCUCCUACAAGUACUUGUACAGUACUCGAGUACCUACCCACCGGCCGAUGGGCUAACCCCGCGCAGACCACUAGUACCCUGGCCCCAACAAGCACCAGCACCUCAACCGGAUACACCACUAUAACCGCCGUUCCAACAAGUACGGGAAUAGUAACGGACCCGCGACCGAUGCCGAACAUCACAAUCACAAAUGCGGCUGCAGGCGCCCCGAGUCUCCAGCGAGGUGUGAGCAUCGGAGGCUGGCUUGGUGCGCUAGUCUUGGGGUACAUGGUUUUGUAGGUAGGGACGAGCUUGAAUGAAUGUGAAUGAAUGCAUGGAGGAGUUUAAUUUGAAUCAAUAGAGCUGUUGCUAUUACUUUACCCUGCAUUUCCUUACAAUACGGUACCUCACUAUAUAAUUUUUAAUUAUAAUAUCUGAUUGCUGAG